Epinephelus moara (kelp grouper) is the source of this 5500-nucleotide messenger RNA. RefSeq names its product C2 calcium dependent domain containing 5 (gene c2cd5). Gene Ontology annotation, molecular function: calcium ion binding; calcium-dependent phospholipid binding. The record is from RefSeq and is a predicted model, not a curated record. The coding region runs from base 389 to 3868 and encodes 1159 amino acids. Gene Ontology annotation, biological process: intracellular protein transmembrane transport; positive regulation of protein targeting to membrane; positive regulation of D-glucose transmembrane transport. Gene Ontology annotation, cellular component: plasma membrane. The transcript is spliced from 30 exons. Lineage: Eukaryota; Metazoa; Chordata; Actinopteri; Perciformes; Serranidae.
UGUACGAGGUGUACCUGAAGGCAGCACACGCUAUGAAAACUCAUUCAUCACGAGCUGUAUCCGUAUCAAGCUGAAGCUAGCCGUUAGCUCCGCGCGCUAACCAGAGAUAUGUGUUGCAAAUGAUAAGUCGGUUGUAGCGUCACCCGUCACCCGUCACCCGUGCAGCUGUUUCUAUCUAGCCGUAAUACCAGCUGAUAAAUAUUUCUACCUUGUACGACACUUUCCUGCCUGCUGUACUGGGAACUGAACGUCUCGUGUUAUGGGAGAUACACGGAGGUCAGACGAGCUGUGGGCUGUCAACAGUAAAAAUGUCCGAGUAAAACGAGCCCACCGCCGCUUUGACAGCUGUUUGUUGAUAUUGUAGCACUGAUCAACUUAAAAGUGAAUCAUGCCUGGGAAACUGAAGGCCAAAAUUGUGGCAGGUCGCCACUUGCCUGUGAUGGACAGAGCCAGUGAUCUUACUGAUGCUUUUGUAGAGGUUAAGUUUGGAAACACAACUUUCAAAACCGAUGUCUGUCCCAAAUCCCUCAAUCCUCAGUGGAACUCCGAGUGGUUCAAAUUUGAGGUUGACGAUGAGGACUUGCAGGAUGAGCCAUUGCAGGUCACAGUGUUGGACCACGACACUUACAGUGCUAACGAUGCCAUAGGGAAAGUUUACAUUGAUAUUGACCCGCUGCUGUGCAGUGAGGCUGCCUCUGUCAUCUCUGGCUGGUUUCCCAUCUAUGAUACAAUCCACGGUAUCCGAGGGGAGAUCAAUGUCCUCGUCAAAGUGGAGCUUUUCAACGAUUUGAACCGCUUCAGACAGUCAUCCUGCGGGGUCAAGUUCUUCUGUACCACAUCCAUUCCACGGUGCUACAGAGCAGUGAUGGUGCACGGGUUUGUGGAGGAACUUGUGGUGAAUGAAGAUCCAGAGUACCAGUGGAUCGACCGUAUAAGAACUCCUCGGGCUUCUAAUGAGGCCCGUCAAAGACUCAUCUCUCUUAUGUCUGGAGAGCUGCAGAGGAAAAUAGGGCUUAAGGUACUGGAGAUGGGUGGGAAUGCUGUGGUGGGUUACCUGCAGUGUUUUGACCUGGAGGGAGAGUCUGGCUUGGUGGUCCGGGCCAUAGGUACUGCCUGCACACUGGACAAACUCAGCUCCGGAAGUGCCCCCGGCACCAACACGCAUGUUCACCCUAACACAGCCCCUGCCUCCAAUGCCUGCAAUUCCCCUUCUAAGGAUGGAAAGGAGCCGGUAUUUGGUGAGGACCUGAUCUCGUCCUCCGGCCCGCCAACCCCUUUCAGAGCCCUUCCCACCACCUCCUCCUCUCCUCCCCCCUUCUCUCCCUCCAAGCCAUGCAGCCGCCAGUCCUCAUCAUCAGACACAGACCUCAGUUUGACGCCCAAGACGGUGGAGCAAGUGAGACGCAGGCCUGGGAUCUUCCUCUGCCCCAGCUCCCCCACCCUCUCUGCAGACAAUCUGUCCCUUCCUGGUACUGACUCAGCAGGCUGUGUUCACGGCUCUGCCCCCAGAGCCACCACCCUGCCCCCUCCCUUCACCAACCACUCAGACUCUGCCUUGCUGAGAAAGAGUGUGUCCUUCACUGAGGACCUGUUGCUGGCAGCCUCCUCUGGAAUGGGCAGUGGGGGCAGCGCCGGGAAGGAGGCAGGGCCUCUGAAGACCCUACUCAGACAGCAAACGCAGACGGCUCUUGAGCAGAGGGAGUUCCCCUUCUUCACCUUGACGUCUUUCCCACCUGGUUUUCUGGUUCACGUCGGUGGAGUUGUCAGCGCCCGCUCUGUCAAACUACUGGACCGUAUACACAACCCUGAUGAGCCAGAGACUCGCGACGCCUGGUGGGAGGAGAUUCGCCAGGAGAUCAAAUCUCAUGCCAAAGCUCUCGGUUGCCACGCUGUUGUGGGGUACAGUGAAAGCACUAGCAUCUGUGAGGAGGUGUGUAUCCUGUCAGCAUCAGGCACAGCAGCCAUCCUAAAUCCUCGGUAUAUGCGUGAAGGCUGCCUAGACAUCGGACUCACUGACCACAGGUUUGAUGAGCCGUCUCCUCCAAGCUGUGGGUUCUGCCACAUCCCAUAUGAUGAGAUCAACAUGCCCUUUCCCGCGCAGCUCACCUACUGUUACCUCUGCAGGCGUCAGAAGGUUCCUGAUGUGCUGUUCACAACAAUUGACCUGCCAUCAGAAGCAGCAGUCACUGGGAAGGGCUGCCUUAUCCAAGCCAGACUGUGUCGUCUGAAAAAGAAGGCCCAGGGUGAAGUGAACGCGACGGCCAUCUCCAACCUGCUGCCUUUCAUGGAGUACGAGCUGCACACGCAGCUGAUGAACAAGCUGAAGCUGCGGAGCAUGAACGCUCUGUUUGGCCUACACAUACAGAUCAGUAUCGGAGAGAACAUGCUCUUGGGUCUGGCUUCUGCUACAGGAGUGUACCUGACAGCCCUGCCGGCACCAGGUGGCAUCCAGAUUGCGGGGAAGACUCCUGGUGACCUGAGCAAUGAGCACCACAUCCUUACCAUCCAGAAAAGGAUCAACGACACCAUAGCUAGGAACAAAGAGCUCUACCAAAUAAACCCUCCGAAAUUAUUUGCCCUGGACCCUGACGUGUUCUGCGGCAUAAACAUGGAGCUGACAGAGGAAGUGGUGGGUUCCCCGAUUCCUGAGCCGAGGCAACGAUCCAGACUUUUCCGCUCGCACUCAGAGAGCUCAGACGAACUGUCAGAACUGGAUCUCUCCCAUGGCAAGAAGGAUGCCUUUGUCCUGGAGAUUGAUGACACUGAUGCUGUGGAGGACAUCCACUCCCUCCUUACUGAUGCUCCAACCCCCACAGGCUUCUACAGCUGCAACACUGAGGUCAUGCCUGGGAUUUACAACUGGACUUCAGGAGUUCAGAUGUUUACAUCAGUGAGGGUCUUCAGGUUGAGUCAUGCCAAUCUCACCAACCAAGGCUUGAACAAAAUCUUCACUGACUUGUGUGAGAAUCUGCUAAAGAGUUUUUACUUCAAGUUGCGCUGCAUGAUCCCCUGCUGUUUGUGUCACCUCAACUUUACUGUAGCAGUGCCAGAAGAAGAACUCAUACAGGUCACAGUGACAGCGGUUGCUAUGACGUUUGACAAAGACCAGACUCAGGAAAAGCCAGACAAGCCCGCCACCAGAGGAGUUAUUGAGACUGAAGAGCAGCUGCAGUUUCCCUUGGAGUUAUGUGCAGACCCGUCAUCCACCAACAUUCAGCCAUCAUCCAAAAUCUCAGGUGUCCCAGAGAGUACCAACGUGUCAUCCAGAGCUGCCUCCGUUGAUUACGGUUCCUUUGCAGACAGAUGCAGCACCUGGCUAGAGCUGCUUAGGCUGAAAGCUCACACCAUAAGACGAGGAUCAGUUAAGACAAGUAGGAGGACACAGUCUCUAGCACACCCCGUCUCAUCUUUGGAGCGAUCGAGUCCCGUGCCUGAGGGACGAUCCCGCUCGCUGCGCUCCAACCGCUCGUUAGGGGGCAGUUCGGUCACCGUGGUGAAGAUGACGCCGCUCUCCUUCCUCCCUGGGACACGCAUCAUAAAGUACCUUGGGAUCAUAAACAUGUUUUUUAUCAGAGAGACAACAUCAUUACGAGAGGAAGGCGGUGUCAGUGGCUUCCUCCAUUCAUUCAUAGCAGAGGUGUUCGCGAUGGUUCGAGCCCAUGUAGCAGCCCUGGGUGGCAACGCAGUGGUGUCCUAUAGCAUGAAAGAGUGUGUGCUAAUGGAAAAUCCAAACAAGAACCAGGCUCAGUGUCUCAUUAAUGUGAGUGGCGAUGCCGUCAUCUGCGUCAGGGAAACGGACCCCGAGCUCACCUCCUCAGCAACAACUAUCGGACAGACCUGCACUAGUGCAACAGACGGGGCUACGUGACACACAGAGACACAGAGACCGUCUGAGUGAACACACUCUCUGAGUCUAGCCGUCCAAAUAUGAGUCAUUUAUGUCUGCCUUAAAACUCUGUAAAAGAUCCAAAGGUUUGGACACAGGUAAUAAAGAACAAGUACUCAUGCACACUGAAAAACAUGCAGUCUGGAUUAAUAUGGGUGUGCAGGAAGGAUGUUUCUUUAUGUUUAAAGACAACAUCUGUGCAGGAGACACUAAUAUAACUCUUUGGGUAAUCUGAGUGUUUCAAAACAACCAAAGGACCCCUCUGCAUUAAAUGUUGCCUGUGUAUUAAAUCCGUCCAAAUUGGGGUCACCCAAAGUUUUACAGUAUGUCGGCCAUGCCUUCGUGUGUGGGCACAAGUGACGCUCGAGGCAGCUAUGACUAAUUUGUCCAUCCACAGCUCACAGGAGGAGUCAUUACAUGGCCAAUGCCAAAAGGGACACAGUUGCAUACCACCAGAUAAUUUAAAAACAGUCAGAUUCUCACUCGGUGUUUGACUCUGCUGCGAGUAACUUGCAGAUUAAAGGCCCAUCUAUUCAUUUCAUAGUGGCCACGUGGUGACUGUGUCAAACAAUGCGAGUAUUUAGAAUUCAGCAAAGCCGGUGCUGAUGCUCAAAAUAGAAAAUUCACACAAGAAUGGAAAUGUUGAUGCUAGAAACAACCCAGAUGACCCUGUGAUGCCAUUCGGUUAUAAAUAUCUACUUUAUACUUCAUGUCCAGUUUUAAUGUCUAAAUUAGAUUUUGUUGAUGGAUAAUCUUCCUAACCGCUGUUUCAGUAUGGCUCACAGGCAGUAUCCUACAGGUAAUCAGAUUUCUCCAUUAAGUGUCAAAAAAUGAUGUCAUCUAUAAUAAUGAUUAAAAAAAACAGGCCAGGAUUACAGGCAUAUGCACAGAUUUUUGUAGCGCACGGAUUUUUCUUUAAAAAUAGCCAUUACCGUGUAUUCCAGUGACUAUUUUAUAAAUUAAAACUACUAGAAUUUUUAUUGCUUCAUCUAAAAAUGGUCAAAAUGUGUAUGCUUUUUAUACACUUACAUCAGGAGUGAGAGGGCAAAUGGUGAUGGGUAUAAUGUGGCCCUUUGGGGUUUAGCACCAGGGAUGUUUCAUAGGAUAAAGUGAGGUAAUUUUGUGCACCGAGGCCACUCUUGCUUCACUCGCAGCUCCAGGAUCAGUUCCUCUCGUUGAUGCUGUCAGUGUCAUAUUCCACACACUUUUGUCAAGCUUCAUCACAUGUUCUGAAUACUUCUACUGCUACUGAUCUGUCCAACAUUUAUGUCUAAUGCUGGAGAAAAAAACAUAACUUCUGGUGUAGGUGCCACCUGAAAAUAAAGUGUAAAUGGUCUCUAUCAGAUUUUAGUAUUUUUGUAAUGUAAAGUUUAUGAAGACUACAGCUUAUUUUGCCUGUGCAAUGAAUUCCUGAUGUUCUGAGUCACUGUGUUAGAGAAUUAUUGAUACUCUAAUCUAUUUGUGUGAUCAGUUUCAUAUGUCUGUGUCUAAAACUUGAAUGUACAUACUUAGAUGCUUUGGCUCUCUGACUAGCAGCAUGCAGACCUACUUUUUAUUGCCAUGAAUCUGUAUGCUUGCCUGGUAAGUCUUGCACAAUAAACUCAGUCAAACAAA